AUCACUAUUUACACCUACUUCGAUGUAAACUCGCGAACGGCAUGCCACCGACUCCAUCCCUAUCCUAUCCGCACCCAUAUGCUGAGCCAACAGAAGAUACAAUAAGGAGAAAUGUCGCUGACGUCUUUGGGAAGACUCUUUGCGGUUUCCAAUUGAGAGCAGUCGUUGCCCAAAUCCAUCGGAGGGAUUUGCUCUUGACAUCCGGGACUGGCUCUGGCAAAACUUUGAUAUACUGGGUGCCAUUGCUGUAUAAUGGCGGAAGGAUUCUAGUAGUCAUAACACCACUUACUGUCCUUGGCUCUCAGCAAGCAACUGGACUGAGCGCACUUGGUGUAAGAUCUGUCUGUAUCUCAAAGGACAAUCUAUCGCCAGAUCUUCUUGAGGACAUCUGCCAUCGAAAAUACCGUGUCAUUAUUCUCUCUCCUGAGCUGGCUAUGGACCAUCGCUUUCUGGAGAUAUGGACGCUGGACUCCUUCUCGACUUGGGUAGACCGAGUCAUUGUGGACGAAUGCCAUGUGGUUUCUGAAUGGGGGUCGACCUUUCGUGAAUCAUAUAAACAUCUCCACACCCUUCGCUACAUUUUCCCACCGUCUGUGACCAUUACUGCUGCAACUGCUACGCUACCUCGCUGCAUCAAACUCGAAGUUAUCCAAAACCUCGGGCUUUCAAAAAACUAUGUGGAAGUCAAGAGGACAAAUGACCGCUUUAACAUUAGCCUUUCAGUGUGGAAAAUGCGGGGUGCUUUCCGAAAAUAUCACGAUUUAAACUUCUUGGUCACUGUCGGUGGCCCUUGGAUGGCUUUCUUUGAUGAUCGAAACCACACGUUGGGUGCCGCAAAAUAUAUCCGGAGCCUCCUAGGCCAAGAGUCCAAGGAGAAAGUCGUUUGGUUCCACUCUACCAUGUCUGCCGACUUUCGUGCAUCUGCAAUCCAGAAGCUUAAAUCAGGUACUUUGAUUGGGAUUUGCUGCACAGACGCAGCAGGAAUGGGACUUGAUCUUCCCAACAUCAGGCUUAUUGUGCAGUACGGUGUUCCGGAUACACUCUCAACUUGGGCUCAACGGCUCAGAAGGGGUGCCCGAGAUUUUUCCUUAUUUUGUUCUGCAAUCCUCAUUGCUGAGCCAAAAUGGUUUGGUCCUGAAACUCCAGUAUCGACAUCGUCGAAGACGACCCAGCGGGUUUCCGAGAUUAAACUUAGGGAAGCUAUGGCUAUGAAGGAGUUUAUUACAACCAGCCGCUGCCGUCGAAUCAUUCUGAAUAGAUAUUUCAGUAAUGAUGACUGUGACAUAGAAGAGUUUUGCUGUAGCCGAUGUGCCCCUCACACCCCACUAUCAUGCUGCGAUAACUGCAGUCCCGGUUCCAGUAUUCUUCAACCCCCAGAUGAACCUACUGUUUUGAUCCGCCGUGCCCCAUUAAGGGCUUAUGAGAGGUCCGAGGCUGAAGAGCAACUGGAACAGCAGCUGCUAAAAUGGAGGGAGGAAAAACUGCGGGGCCUUUUUCCUGAUGAGGCUGACAUCUUGCCGGGUUCUGACAUUCUUGCGGAUGAAAUUCUUACACAAAUCGUAGAUUUAGCACAUUUUGGGCGUCUUCCGAGCAUUGAAGCCCUACAGUUUGAAACACGAUGGACACUUAGUUCGAGAUUUGGGCAAGAAAUAUUGGCGCUUGUGACUGCAACUCAUCCACAAACUGUUCCGAGCAUGAAGAAGGAAGCUGAUCUAGAAGAGCUCAAGGCACGAAGACCUCCCACCUGCAGUGCAUGCAACAAUCCUGGCCACACUAAAAUGCAAAAAAUCUGUCCACAACACCCGAGCCAUAUCCAGGCCUCAGUCCAAAGUUCUCUAGCCCAACCUCCCUUUCCCCUUGCUGCUACAUCCCUAUCAAACUCAGCUCAGUCGUUGUUUCGAAGACCUAGCUCCCUGUUUGAGCAUCACCUUUCAUUUCCGACACAUUCAGUUCCAGCUAAACGUGCACCGGAACCUGUAGACAGUACUGACUCCCACCAUGCUAAGCGAUGUGGGUUUAUCCAUGCUACGGAUGCGGCACUUUCUGAUUCCGGCCUUCAGUUUACGUGGGCACAAACUUUCCUCCACCUGUUGACUAUGGGAAACUGCCAAUUGGGAAAUUCAAAGGCAAGUUAAGCACAGAUGGUAAGGAACUGCUUAAUUUGUCGCUACUACUGCGGCUGCUCAUCAACUAGUGCAUCGUCGAUUUCCAUCCAUUCUUCUUGUGCUUCCCUUCCAGUGCCUACAUCAUCUAAAUUUUCCACGACAGGCUGAUUUCCAUCCAUAUCCACCACUUCUCUGCUUGCCACAUUGAUCUCAUCCUGCAUCAUUCGACGGCCGCGUGUAAUGUGGUUUGGAAUCCAUGCAUCGGCUCUCCGACCUUCAAUGUAUUUGUUAGGAUUAACUACCUUAAUUCCGUCCACCAGGCGCUUCAGUGUCUUCUCUAUUUUGGGUGGUGGGUGAAGAACAGCUGUGCUUUUUAUAUAGAAGUUUCUCUCCAAACUUUUCAUCGCUUUUCGGAAUGUUCCCACCAGAAUAGAGUGUUUAUAGAUUAGAUUCCACGUUCUCGAUGGAC
Molecule: messenger RNA, 2574 nt
Organism: Cantharellus anzutake
Lineage: Eukaryota; Fungi; Basidiomycota; Agaricomycetes; Cantharellales; Hydnaceae
Product: P-loop containing nucleoside triphosphate hydrolase protein
Exons: 5
Coding region: 42-2135 (697 amino acids)
Biological process (GO): double-strand break repair via homologous recombination
Cellular component (GO): chromosome; cytoplasm
Molecular function (GO): ATP binding; nucleic acid binding; four-way junction helicase activity
Source: RefSeq, a predicted model, not a curated record